This is a messenger RNA of Spinacia oleracea (spinach), 948 nucleotides long. RefSeq lists its product as uncharacterized. Lineage: Eukaryota; Viridiplantae; Streptophyta; Magnoliopsida; Caryophyllales; Amaranthaceae. The record is from RefSeq and is a predicted model, not a curated record. The transcript has a single exon. The coding region runs from base 1 to 948 and encodes 315 amino acids.
AUGGUUUUGGAUUUUAUUUCCCCUGUGUUUGAUGAUGGUGAAGCCACUGCUUGUCUUCAACAUGAAGAAAUUUGUAAUGAGGCUAGAAAAUGGUUAAAUGCGAUUAUUUUCUAUGUUAUUGGUGAUUCACCGACUAUUAAGUGUUUGAAUGUAUACAUGGAAAGGAAUUGGCCUUUUGUGACUCAUCCUGAGAUUUUCUACCAUGAAGAAGGGUAUUUUGUUAUUCGGUUUAAAACUAUGGCCGAAAAGACUAAAGUUCUUGCGUCUGGUACGUAUACUCUUGCCAAUAAGCCGAUCAUAGUGAAACCAUGGACUCAUGAUUUUGAUUUUCAGAAGGAGGUCUUGACUGAGAUUCCUCUUUGGCUUAAACUUCCAAAUCUUCCUCUUAGUUGUUGGGGGUCAAACUCUUUGAGUCGUAUUGGGAGUGUUAUUGGUAAACCAAUCAUGGCUGAUGAAUGUACCACAGUUCAAUCUCGAAUUUCAUAUGCGAGACUGCUAGUGAAGGUUGAUGUUACUAAACCCAAGCUUGAUGCAGUGAAAGUGGUGGAGCCGAAUGGUAGAACUUUUAUGCAGACUAUUGUGUUUGAUUGGUAUCCUGUGUUUUGCAAAACAUGCCAGAAAAUAGGACAUGACUGUACUGCUUUACCACGAACGAAGAAGAAUAUUCGAGGGGUGAAAUAUAAGCAAGUCUUGACUCCAAAGGAGACUGCUCAGCCAUCAGUGGUUGAACCAGUUCAACAUGUUCCUGUUGUUCCUGUUACUGAGACCAGGGAUUCUUGGACUACUGUGGUGGGACGGUCUGCUGCGAAGAUUGGAAAUGCUUUAGCUUCUUCUCAGGCUGCUCCAGUUUCAGUCAAUAACGUGUAUGAUUCUUUGUUUUCUGAUCCUAUUGUUGAGAGGAGUACAAGUUCUACUGGCGGGGGCAGUCUCCUCCUUGGUGAAACAUGA